GAGCUACACACUAUGAGUGAUAGUGAUGGAGAUGACUUUAUUCUCAAUGAGGAACCUCAUGUUACGGCGGAGGAACAUAGUAGCAGUGGGCGCAGAACUAGCGACGGGAAAAAAAUAGUUGAUUUUGAUAAAAAUGGUCAGCCAGUUGGUGCGUGGGCGGAGAAGUUCAAAUCUUUUGUGGGCAAGAUAGUACGUGCUCGGGUAAACAUCAACAUUGAAAGUUGGAAACAUGUCCCCGAAUCCCUAAAAUUGCAGAUGUGGAAAGAGAUCCAGGAUGAGUAUUUUGUUGAUGACACCAUGUACAAGUUGACCAUAAAAAAGAUGGGAAAGUUACAUCGGGACUUUAGAAACCGAUUGAGGACUGGCUUUUUUUAUAAGACACGACCAAUUGGACAGGAUAGUGGUGAAGCUUAUGUGAAGUAUAAAGGCAUUUUGACACAAGAUGUGUGGGAGGAUUUUAUCGCUAGGAGCAUGACUCCGGAGUUUCAGGAAUUAAGUGAUAAAAACAAACAAGCUGCGUUACUGAAUAUUUACCCUCACCAUAUGGGUCGCUCCGGAUAUGCACUUUCCAUACCGAAAUGGAAAGAUCAAGGAUUACUAGAUCAGUUUUUGACUAAGUCUGAAGUGGAUUCCACAAAAUCUAGCGUAUCUUCUGAUGACAUUCCGAGACAUGUGAGUUG
Molecule: messenger RNA, 680 nt
Organism: Cuscuta europaea
Lineage: Eukaryota; Viridiplantae; Streptophyta; Magnoliopsida; Solanales; Convolvulaceae
Source: the annotation of a GenBank genome assembly